GGGUCACAGCACAUGGGUAGCAUCACCCCUGGGUGACCAGCAUCACCCCUGGGUGACCCUGGUGCCCAGACGGCCUGUUCAGGGCAUCUCCGUCCCUGCUGCCUUCCUGCAGCCUCGCUUUCUGUCUGGGCUUUCUGGAGGCUUCUCUGAGGCCCACCCAGUUCCUGUGCUGGCCUCCGUUCUUGUCCCGGAAAGGACCCUGGCCCUCUGGGCGGGAAGUGUCAGGGCCCUCUGCGCUGUAGAGGCUGUGCUGCUUGCCUGCCCACACGCCCACGUCACUAAAACCUGGACUGAGUGCUGGCAGGUGGCGCCUGUCAGAGUUGCUCCUUUGAUGCGGUCCUCAGAGGCGAUGGCUAUUCCAUGGGCGAAUCUCAGGGGAACAGAGGAUCUAGUUAAGACCCAGCAUGAGCGACGUCCCCUGCAAGAAGCGCGAGGACUACCUGGAAUGGCCCGAGUACUUCAUGGCCGUGGCCUUCCUGUCGGCCCAGAGGAGCAAAGACCCCAACUCCCAGGUGGGCGCCUGCAUCGUCAAUGCGGAGAACAAGAUCGUGGGCAUCGGCUACAACGGGAUGCCCAACGGCUGCAGCGACGACCUGCUGCCAUGGCGGCGGACGGCCGAGCGGAAGCUGGACACCAAGUACCCGUACGUGUGCCACGCCGAGCUGAACGCCAUCAUGAACAAGAACUCCGCCGACGUGAAGGGCUGCACCAUCUACGUGGCCCUGUUCCCGUGCAAUGAGUGCGCCAAGCUCAUCAUCCAGGUAUCAGAGAAGUCAUCUUCAUGUCGGACAAGUACCACGACAGCGAGGAGACCACUGCCGCCAGGCUCAUGUUCGACAUGGCCGGGGUCGCCUUCCGGAAAUUCACACCCAAGCGCAGCAAGAUCGUCAUUGACUUUGAUUCCAUCAACGGCAGGCCCAGCCAGAAGCUCCCGUGAGUCCCAUCCCACGGAGCCGCCCGGAGAUGGGGACCCCCUCGGGGACCCGGAGCGCCCUCACCUGGCGUUGCCCGCAGUCUCCGGGCCGGGGCCUGGGAGCCGCACAUCUGGAGCUCACAGAGCCUCCUCUCCCGACUCUCCUCGCAGGAACCUGCGCCUGGUGAAGCCGCUGGUUUAGGGUUAAAUAACGGGGCCUGCGCCCGCCCGUCUCGAGGGGCUGGCGCGGGGGCUGCCCCUGUGGGUGCUGUUUGCUGGGUGCUGUCACCCACCGCACGUCGCAGCGCGCCCGCGGGCCUGUGGGAGGAGCCGCACGCGGGAGGAGCGCACAGGGAGCAGGACGCGGAGUGCCCGUGGGGACACGGGGCCCGCGUGGCAGCGGCACUGAGCUGAGUGCUGGGGAGUCCGGGGUCCCCCACCCCAGGCCCCCGGAGAGGCGGCGCUGUCCUGUGGUGGCGGCGGAGCUGCGUUCCGGAACCUUCCUCCGCUCGGCUGUCUGUCCUGCUCCCCCGGGGAGUGGCCUCCUGUCCCUCCGCGGGUGGGGACUCCGGUGUUUUGGUGGUUUUCUCUGACUCCUGUGUGUCUGUGUCUCCUUUUUGGUUUGUUGGUCACACAUCACAUCGUCGUUCCCCAGCAGACAGCUCAUCUUGUCGCCCCGGAGACCACAUCCUGCUGCGGGGCGGGGGCUGUGGAUGGGCGGCCGUCACGGGUCAUUCCCAAGGCCAUUCCCAAGGCCAUUCCCAAGGCCACUCCCAGGGGCAUUCCCAAAGGCAUCCCCAGGGUCAUUCCCAAGGUCACUUCCAAGGCCCCUCCACAGCCUGUAAGUGAGAUGUGCGGAGAUCCAGGGGCCUCCGGGCGGUCUUCCCCAGAUCUGGUGCCCCCCUGGCUCAGGCCCUCCUCCUCGGACACUAAUUGCACCCCCCUGUCGCUGGGGGGGCGGGGGGUGUGUGUCUGGACACCUGUCUCUAAUCCCACUCCAUUCUCAUCGAACGUGUUCCGUCGGCCCCUUUGCGGAGAACGCGGUUUCCUUCUCCUGAAGCUGGUGACUGGUGUUAGAGGGCUCUUACGUUUCUGCGAGUUUUUAUUUUGUCUCUGAGGUUUUGUACCCCGUAUUCGGGAGCGUUUUUGUAAUUUGGCUCCUUACCAACAUUAUUAAAAUCUUACUAAAGCCCACCCCGGCGAA
This is a messenger RNA of Pipistrellus kuhlii (Kuhl's pipistrelle), 2117 nucleotides long. RefSeq names its product dCMP deaminase (gene DCTD). Gene Ontology annotation, cellular component: cytoplasm. The coding region runs from base 405 to 1115 and encodes 236 amino acids. The transcript is spliced from 6 exons. Gene Ontology annotation, molecular function: dCMP deaminase activity; zinc ion binding. Lineage: Eukaryota; Metazoa; Chordata; Mammalia; Chiroptera; Vespertilionidae. The record is from RefSeq and is a predicted model, not a curated record. Gene Ontology annotation, biological process: dUMP biosynthetic process; dTMP biosynthetic process.